Messenger RNA from Entrophospora candida, 1392 nucleotides. The record is from the annotation of a GenBank genome assembly. NCBI's taxonomy places the organism in Eukaryota, Fungi, Glomeromycota, Glomeromycetes, Entrophosporales, Entrophosporaceae.
AUGGAUGAAAAAAAGGGUUAUUUAAAUGAUUUCGUUAUUUUGGAAGUAUGUAAUAAAUGCGAACGUAUACUAAAAUAUUAUGAUAGUUUUCAAGAUAAAAGUAUAAAAUUUUGUGGGAUUUUGGUAGACUGUGUUGACUUUAUGCAUUUUAAUAUAAAACAUUUGACAAGAAGCAAGGAAGAAAAUUUAGAGAAGUUUAAGCAAGCAACAUUCUAUCAAUCAUUUAAUAGAUUUGAGAUUGUGUUAAAUAGUAUUGAAAAAUUCAUUUAUAGAAUUUCAGAUUAUGGGAUUGUUAGGAAUUUUUAUGAUCUUGAACAUGUUAAAAAAAAUUUUUAUGAAAUUGUUGAUGAUUUAGAAUUGGUUUGUAAAGGAUUACAAUUUAACAACAUGACAAUUUUUAUAUUUCAACAAAUUAAAGAAAAUAAAGAGUCACUUGAUAAUCACUUCAGUGAAAUAUGGAAAUUAUGUAUGGAUUUUCAGAAGAAUGGAGAUAUAAUCGAUACAAGUAGAUUGAUAUUAGUGAAAACACUACAGGAAUCUAGAAAUAGGAAUCAAUCACUACAAGAAUCGUCUAAAAAUAGGAAUUCAGAAGUCCAAGCACUACUAAGAAUGCUGCUAAAAUUAAACAAAGAGGAUAUAGAAAAUCCACCAAAUCCAAGUAAUGAAAGGAGCAAAGUAAUUACAAAAAAAAUAUACAAAAUGAAAAUCACAAGUCAAGAUCAAAAGUUAGAUCAAAAUAAAAACUCUUGUCCUGAUUCUGAUCAAAGUCUCGAUCCCAAUUCAACAGCAGAAGCAGUUGGAACAACUGCAACUACAAAAACAACUACAAUUGAUCAAGAAGUAGCUUGUAGAAAACUUUAUUUGAGUUUUCAGAACAAGAUUCCUGAAGAUACUUUUUAUAUUUUAUUGACAUUAAUAAAAACAAUUCAGUACAGAUAUGUAUUGAAAUUUUAUGGAUAUUAUAAAGUGGAAAGUUAUUAUAAUUUUGUGUAUGAAUGGGCCGAGAAGGGAGAUUUACUAAAAUUGUAUGAGAAUAAUUAUAUUAAUUGGGUGACUAAACUAAAGAUUGCAUAUGAUGUUGUCAGAGGGCUUUCAUACUUACAAAGUGCCAACAUAUUGCAUCACUCUGUUAAAUGUGAAAAUAUUUUAAUUGAUGGGAUGGGAGAUGCAAAGGUGGCAAAUUUUGAUAAAGAAGUACAAGAGGUAUAUAUGGGUCAUAGAUUAACAACUUUGGAUAACAUAUUGACAGAACUGUGGAAAAAAUAUGAUAUUGAAGAUGACAAUAAAGCAGAUUACAAGAAUUAUAGUGUAUUUAUACCUAAAGAAAACAUUACAGAUGAACUAAUGCAAAGAUAUAAUAUUGAAUUGGAAUCUGAUUUUAAAAUAAUUUAA